This is a messenger RNA of Colias croceus (clouded yellow), 486 nucleotides long. RefSeq names its product protein POLR1D-like. The transcript has 2 exons. NCBI's taxonomy places the organism in Eukaryota, Metazoa, Arthropoda, Insecta, Lepidoptera, Pieridae. Bases 160 to 486 code for a protein of 108 amino acids. The record is from RefSeq and is a predicted model, not a curated record.
AGAUUGACAAAUGACAUGAAAUGGAGGAAAGAGAAAACGGAGGAUUUUAUUGAAUUUUUGUUGUUGUUGAUCGGUAUGGAAACAGAAAUGUUUUAAAACGCUGAAUUAGUUAUCUUAACGAGGAGACGAGAUAAGAGCAGUAAUUAUUUAUUUCAAACUAUGACAGAUACACAAGAUGUUACAAAAAACCCGGAUAAAGAAGUGCUAGAUGACGAAGCCUUAGAAAAACUAGCAGUUGAGGAGCUAAUAAGGGAAGCAGUGCAAGGUGCUGCUAGAGCUGAAAUAGUUGGUCCCUCCGGUUGGGUAAAGGGUCCUCAACAGAAGACCAAUAAACGUUUCCUAGUCAACACACUUCGGAAUGCCGUGAGCUCCAACAAGUACAAUACCUCAAGAAGUACCCAUCGGAAUUCUCAUAACAAAUCCCCUAAACACGACAGAAAACCAGAACCGACUAUUAAAAAAGAUAGAUCAAAAAGAAAAUAUUAA